AUGCCUUGCGUCUCAGGCGUCUGCCACGUGGGGGCGACGCUAACCGCUAUGAUCCCCUGCACCCCGGAGUCAUCCGGUUCGGAAACGACCUCGGCCCCCGCCCGGAGGAGAGCCGCCGGCAAAAGGUCCAAGACAGGCUGUCGAACCUGUCGUGCCCGUCAUAAGAAAUGCGACGAAUCCCCAGGCGCCUGCAACAACUGCACCUCAACGGGCCGAACCUGCGAUGGAUAUGACCUCCACCGGCUGCCCCGCGAGGGACGAAGAAAGGAACAACCGCUGGUGAAAUUCACGUUACCUAUCUCCCUCGCAAACGGGCUGCAGUGGGUCAAGAACUCUGAUGAGCAACGCGCAUUCUUCUACUUUCAGCAUCAUACAAUACCCGCAUUUGUCGGGUGGUUCGACUCGUCGCUAUGGCAGAAAUUGGUACUCCAGAUGAGCCAUGCAGAGCCCGCUGUUUACCAUGCCGUCGUGGCGCUGAGUGCCAUUCACCAGGAUUCGGACAAGAGAGGCAUGCCGCUCUCCAGAGAGAACUUGGGGAGUACCUGGCAUCGAUUCGCCUUGGAGCAGGCCGGGCGAUCCUUUCACUUGAUCAAUGCGCGACCGGCAUCGCAGGAUCCCCGCCUGUGGGAAGUCACCCUGCUUUGUUCUUUGCUUUAUGUGAUCUCAGAACUCUUGAGAGGUCAAUAUGAGAGUGCAUUCAAUCACCUUCGUGGUGGUAUUUGCAUUCUGAAACAACUGGGUGCUCACAAACAGCUUGAGCCCGCAACCUCCAAGACAAUGGUGGAUCAGUCCCUCGUCGAGGCAUUUGCGCACCUGGACCUCCAGUCUCCCCAGUUCGGCGUAGAAGGGCCGCUUUUGUGUAUGGAUGAGCAGGAUCACCCUCAACCUCGAAAAGAGAAGUUUCUGGUCUUUCGGACACUCGCAGAGGCGCGUCAAGCUUUGGACCGUCUAAUGAACACAGUACUAAGGUUUACUAAUGGGUCUUGGGGGUCUAGCCAUGACGAGAUCGCAUCGGACUACGGAAUACGUUACAAAUCGCAGCUCAGUCUUUGUAUGCGGGUGGAAGAGUUUGCUCAAGCAUUCAACAGCUUCCGAAAUCAAGCAUCCCUCACCCCAAAAGAACAAAGAGGAGCAGACUUGAUCUACCUACAUCAACGAACAGCAACCCUGGCCCUCCAGAUUUGCCUCCUGGAUGGAAACGAGCCCGUACUUGACCAAUACACUCCCGAAUUUGAAAACAUCUUAUCUCUAGCGAAUAAAAUCAUGUACACCUUCCCAGAACGCCCCAGCGUCUGCCUGGAUAUGGGUAUCAUUCCAUCCCUGUUUCUUGUGGCGACCGCCUGUCUUGACUACAAGGUACGCUGGAAGGCAAUUGAAGCGCUUCGUGCCUGGCCUCACCGUGAGGGGCCGUGGGACUCCAAUUUAUGUGCGCAAAUGGCUGUUGAGACGAUGAAUUUGGAGAGAACAAAUAAUUUCAACAUGUACGGUGAGCAAACAAGAUUCGGGGAUCCGGAAGAGCCCUCUUUGCGGCGCGUGUUUGUGACAGUUGCUCCCGAUCAGCGUCAGGCACGCUUGUCAUACGUUGUGGGACAUGCGGAGCAUGAACAGUGGUUUGAUUUGGAUGUGUCUCUCUGA
Molecule: messenger RNA, 1635 nt
Organism: Aspergillus sclerotioniger CBS 115572
Lineage: Eukaryota; Fungi; Ascomycota; Eurotiomycetes; Eurotiales; Aspergillaceae
Product: Zn(II)2Cys6 transcription factor
Exons: 3
Coding region: 1-1635 (544 amino acids)
Biological process (GO): regulation of DNA-templated transcription
Molecular function (GO): zinc ion binding; DNA-binding transcription factor activity, RNA polymerase II-specific
Source: RefSeq, a predicted model, not a curated record